AUGAAUAGCGAUGUAGACAAGGAUGAGCUUAAAGAUGAGAGAGUAAUCGGUGGUAGGGAUGCCUUAAUGGGUGAGUGUCCGUAUCAGAUCGCAUUGAUGGCCAACGAUCGGUUCAUUUGCGGCGGAUUUUUUAUACACCAGAGCGCUAUUGUGACGGCAGCUCACUGUGUAAGCGGACCUGGAAAUACUGUUUAUAAAGUCCGAUACAACACAUUGACUCAUAAAACGGGUUCAUUAAUAGAAGUAAGAAGAGCUAUACCGCACCCUAAUUACAAUCCGCGAACCAAUGCCAAUGACAUAGCGGUGCUGAUACUGUCGGCGCCCUUUAGUUUUGGUGAAAACGCUAAUAUCAUUGAUAUUUCCCGAUCAAUGGAUCCCAGACCUAACUCAAUAGUAACAGUGUCCGGAUGGGGCCGUAUAUCGACUUCCAGUUAUGAAGUGUCAGAAACACUAAAAGUUGCAAAUCUUAGUGUAAUUAGUCGUCGCCAGUGCUCUGAUAUAUGGUCACCAAUCACUGUAACUAAUGGUAUGAUAUGUGCAAUGGAUAAGUAUAGAAGUGCUUGUAAUGGUGAUUCUGGUGGUCCACUCGUACAAAAUGGUGUCAUUGUAGGGGUUGUCUCAUUUGGGUCAUCUCGUUGUCUUCACGAUCGACUACCCAAUGUCUAUACAAGAGUUAGUACUUACGCUAAUUGGAUCAGAUCUGUUGUUUACUUUGCAAUAAACUUAUAG
Molecule: messenger RNA, 729 nt
Organism: Oppia nitens
Lineage: Eukaryota; Metazoa; Arthropoda; Arachnida; Sarcoptiformes; Oppiidae
Product: mite allergen Der p 3-like
Exons: 3
Coding region: 1-729 (242 amino acids)
Biological process (GO): proteolysis
Molecular function (GO): serine-type endopeptidase activity
Source: RefSeq, a predicted model, not a curated record